This is a messenger RNA of Ictidomys tridecemlineatus (thirteen-lined ground squirrel), 4042 nucleotides long. The record is from RefSeq and is a predicted model, not a curated record. NCBI's taxonomy places the organism in Eukaryota, Metazoa, Chordata, Mammalia, Rodentia, Sciuridae.
GGUGCAGCACAGUUUCUUGGGCUCCUGGUAUCCAUUCCUCAUUGCUUUCUCAACCACCCCAAAAUGCCUUCCUUCCUUGGCUUAAAGUGUCUGGGGAGACUGUGCCUCUCUGAGAAAAGCAAAGUCACUUCAUCUGACAGAAGCAAUACCAGGGGCUCUUUCAGAAGGAGACUGAUUGUCCAGGACCUGAGUGUCCCUGGGAUGCCCUACUCUGCUCCCAGGCAAGCCACCAUUGCCUAUUUGUUGUUUCUGUAUCCCAAGGACCGUGGCCCACCUGAGCACGGGUUGGACAGCUGUGAUCCUUUUGUGGCCCACCCGCAGGACCCUCACCACCCAUCAGAGAAGCCCGUCAUUCACUGCCAUAAAUGUGGGGAGCCGUGCAAGGGCGAAGUGCUCCGGGUGCAGACGAGACAUUUCCACAUCAAAUGUUUUACCUGCAAAGUGUGUGGCUGUGACCUGGCCCAAGGGGGCUUCUUCAUAAAGAACGGGGAGUACCUCUGCACCCUGGACUACCAGCGGAUGUACGGGACACGCUGCCAUGGCUGUGGGGAGUUCGUGGAGGGCGAGGUGGUGACUGCCCUGGGCAAGACCUACCAUCCCAACUGCUUUGCUUGUACAAUCUGCAAGCGCCCGUUUCCACCUGGAGAUCGAGUCACGUUCAAUGGGAGAGACUGCCUUUGUCAACUGUGUGCACAGCCGAUGUCUUCCAGCCCCAGUGAAGCCACCUGCUCUGGCAACUGCGCAGGCUGCGGAAGAGACAUCAAGAAUGGGCAGGCGCUGUUGGCACUAGACAAGCAGUGGCACUUGGGGUGCUUCAAAUGCAAGUCCUGCGGGAAGGUCCUCACUGGGGAGUACAUCAGCAAGGAUGGCGCCCCAUACUGUGAAAAGGACUACCAGGGGCUCUUUGGUGUGAAAUGUGAAGCUUGUCAACAGUUUAUCACAGGGAAAGUCCUGGAGGCAGGUGACAAACAUUAUCACCCCAGCUGUGCACGAUGCAGCAGAUGCAACCAGAUGUUCACAGAAGGAGAAGAGAUGUAUCUUCAAGGGUCCACCGUUUGGCAUCCCGACUGUAAGCAAUCUACCAAGACAGAGGAAAAACUGCGGCCAACCAGGACCUCUUCAGAAAGUAUUUAUUCCAGACCAGGAUCCAGCAUCCCUGGCUCACCAGGUCACACUAUCUAUGCAAAAGUAGACAACGAAAUCCUGGAUUACAAGGAUUUAGCCGCCAUCCCCAAGGUCAAGGCAAUUUAUGACAUUGAACGUCCUGAUCUCAUUACCUAUGAGCCUUUCUACACCUCGGGCUAUGAUGACAAGCAGGAGAGACAGAGCCUUGGAGAGUCUCCAAGGACUUUGUCUCCUACUCCAUCAGCAGAAGGCUACCAGGACAUUCGGGAUCGGGUGAUCCAUCGAUCCACCAGCCAGGGCUCCAUCAACUCCCCUGUAUACAGCCGCCACAGUUACACUCCAACCACUUCGCGCUCUCCCCAGCAUUUCCACAGACCCGAUCAAGGGAUCAACAUUUACCGAAAACCACCCAUCUACAAACAGCAUGAUGCAGCUGCUUUGGCAGCCCAGAGCAAGUCCUCAGAAGAUAUCAUCAAGUUUUCCAAGUUCCCAGCAGCCCAGGCACCAGACCCCAGCGAGAUACCAAAGAUUGAGACGGACCACUGGCCUGGUCCCCCCUCACUUGCCGCCGUAGGAACUGACAUGAGACGCAGAUCUAGUGGCAGAGAGGAAGAUGAGGAGGAACUCCUGAGACGCCGGCAGCUUCAAGAAGAGCAGUUAAUGAAGCUUAAUUCAGGCCUAGGGCAGUUGAUACUGAAGGAAGAGAUGGAGAAGGAGAGCCGGGAGAGAGCAUCCUUGUUAGCCAGCCGCUAUGAUUCUCCUAUCCACUCAGCUUCCUACGCUCCGUCAUCUAAAACCUCAUCUCUUCCUGGCUAUGGAAAAAAUGGGCUUCACCGGCCUGUUUCCACAGACUUUGCUCAGUAUAACAGCUACGGAGAUGUCAGCGGGGGAGUGCGAGACUACCAGACCCUCCCGGAUGGCCACAUGCCUGUAGAACUAAGAGGAUGUGGAGCCCACAGAUAUGGAGGGUCAACUGUAUCUUUAAGCUGGAGGUCAACUCUCCAGGCCAUCCGUGUGGCCAUCAGGACUGACCACUACUCUGUUCUCUCUUUCCAGCGCCACUUGGCCCCAGAAGUGUUUCGGGAAAUCUUUGGGAUGUCCAUACAGGAGUUUGACAAGUUACCUCUUUGGAGACGAAACGACAUGAAGAAAAAAGCAAGACUCUUCUAAGUCCCACACUUAAACGGCAGUUAGAAAAAGGACUGGCAGCGGGGCAAGGCCUGCCGUAUUACACUAAGGCCCAGACUUGAUUGGAGAAUUUAUAGACUGCCAUCCCUCAGCCACGACAAAAAGGGAAAUUCUGGUCCCAACACCCAUGAGCCAAACACUGGGCCAGCCCACAGUAACACUUGCCAAGCAGCCAUGGGUGGAAAUUUCUAUGUUUCCAAAAUCAGCAGUAGUGUCCACACGUGACCUUUCCUCAUGACCUCGUGUCCACAACAGGAGCUUCUUUCUUUCUCCUUCUGUUUUCCUUUAACUGUUGUCCACCCUAGUGCUGACUGUAGUGGUAAGAGCCAGCAAGUGCCCUUAGAAUGCCGCACAGGAAGAAACAGUUGUACUAAUUCCAAAGGAUGAAUAUAUUUAUUACGUAGCACUGUGCUAAGCAGGAGUCUGAGGAACGGGGCCGUGUGGUAGCAGCAGUUGUGCGCAGCUUUUCCUUGCCGGCCUCUAGAAGCUCUGUCUGGGCUCUGGCAGAACAGAAAUCAGGGAACCAGGCAGGUCUGAUCGAGCCUGAAUUUCAGCAAAAAGUGAUUUUUUUAACAAGCUCCUUGUUCUCUUUGUUUGCUGGGACCUGGUUGGCAAAUUGCUUAGCCAUUACUAGAAUUUUUUGAAAGAGGAAAGAAAGGAAAAGGAAAAGGAAUGAAGGAAACCCUCCCUGAACUCUUUUUCUGCUUCAAAUAGUGUAAUGAUUCUUCCUUCUCACCAAGGACAGGAGGUGGCCUGGGCUCCACCUUCACAAAGAAAGGAAAGACAAGAAUUGUCUCCCGACUGGCCCAGUUGCAUGCAGCGAGGUGAUUUUUGUCUAUGGGUCAUAUCCCUCUUAGCAAAAACAAAAACAAAAUCCAUGUUCUGCCCCCAAAUGCAACUUCUCAUGCUCAGCGUCCCCUGUAAACUGUCUGGCAUCCUCUGAAUCCAAUCAAACCCAUGCUGAUUUUGCUUUUUAAGGUCUUUUCAGUAGUAAGUUAAGGAAAGGCAUGUUUUCCUCUUGAAUAUCUGCAACUCCAAAGUAGAUUACAUCCAAUCAAUUUAAUUUGGCCUUCUCAGCUUUCCUUGUUGUUUGGCACUGUUAACUUCAGUGUGAGUGUGUGCACGUGCGUGCCUGUGCGUGGAUACACGCUUUACUCACCCAGGGCAGUUUUGUGAGUCUGCAUGUGCUUUUUAAUUUCUGCUUGAAUGUUUGUCACACUGCGCUGCUGCUUCUAAGGGAUAUUUGGUACAAGUGCAUGUGACUCCAAGAACAAGAGUGAGGCUAAGCUGUGCCCUCAACGUUGCCUCCUUCAUGGGUGAGUGUUGGUGCUCAGAAGCCAGCACUCAGGCUGAGGUUGCUCAUGGCUAGAUCAGGCUGCAGCCCACGCAGGUGGGAAGGGCUGGUUUGGAGCUCAAAGCAUCCCGCCAGGGUCCUCGUACUCUGCAACUGUCAAUUCAAAUUGGAGCCUAGCCUCAGCACAAUGUUUGGCCUGCUUCUUGCUUUGCCCUGGCAGAGUAUAGGGGUGGGACUGUGGUAUAUUUGUAGUGUCUCCCUACCAGUCGUUAACAGUGGUGACCAAGUGGGUCCUAGCACUCGGCUGGUGGAGAGGCUAGUGGAGUCAAUGAAAGACCCACCAUGUCUGUCACUGAUAAUGAGUCAUCACUCAUGAACAUUCAGGUCAAAUGCCAGUGUGAAAAAAGGUAUUUGGAAACCUGGGCACAAUUAGGU